AUGACGAGUUGGAAAAUAACUUCUUCUAAAAGUUUAUUCGUUUUUGCGACAAUUGUCUUAAUAGCUUUCGCAGCAGAAUCUGAAGGUUUGAUUUAAUUUUCGAGGUUUUUUAAGGACGGCUCUAUCUAAACUCACUGGUUAUGGGAUCCUCAACAUUCCAGUUCAUUUUUAGGACGAAAAGGUUGGCAGAACCCCAAUGAUCCCACAUUUGGUAGGUAUAGUGCUCCUUCUCUUCAAGGGAAAAUAAUCGACUCCCGAGGGCUUUCUGAGGUAAAAAAAAACAGCGAUCGAGAAAUUUUUCACAUAUUAGGUAACUUCACCUGCUCCGCCCACAACAGAUCAGAAUUUCAACGUUUUUCGAUUAUUCGUUAGCCAGUUGAUGCGAGAGUUAAAAGUUGAUGUGGAUGAGCCGGAUCGGGUUGAUAAAAAUAUGCGGUGAGCUUUUGAAGACUUGAGAAGAGGAAAGCUACGGCAAAGUUGGAAAAUUGUCGUCGAUUAUUGCGUCGGGCUCAGCAGACUUGGAAAGUCAAAAGUUUCUGAUUUCGGUUUUUUUUUCAGAAAGUUUUUUUUUGCGAAGAACUUCAAUUAUAAAACUCAUUCACAACUUCUUGCUUCUUCAGAAUUUCUUCUUCAAAUCAUCACAAAGAAAGCUAAUCUUUUUUUUUUCAUUCACUGAUAGUCAAAAGAAGACUGGUAGGCGCGGCAAAAAGAACUCUAUGAAUCAUGAGUCAAAACGUCAAACCAGCUGUCUGCAUACCAGAUUCAGACCUAAACGGCAAUUUUUCGACUUAUUGAAACGCAGCUUUUUUUUCGUCUUUGAACUUUGAACUCUAUUCUGUAAAAAGAAACGAGACGAUCAGACUUUCGAUGUCGAAGCAUGCCGUCUCCGUGUUGUCGAACUACCUGAACGGCAAAAAGCCAGACAACCAGGCGAGUCGCGAAGAAAUCCGCUCUGUCCUGUCCGGCGUCUUCUCACUGGUGGAGCAAGUCUGCUCUAUCGAAAUAUCAUCCAGUUUUAUUUCAAGUCUGAAGAGCAACUUCCGACGCGGUUCGAGGAAACCAUGCAGAGGAUGUGGCCCUGGAUCGCUACCGGCAACUUGUUCAUUUUACCGGCCGCCGUCUUUUUCAUUGUAAAGUCCAUUUUGAGGCGAGUUAGUCCUCUUCAGGAAAGUCAGAAGGAGUUGUUCCCUGAUUAUAAUGGAUUAUCUCACGAAGGAGCUGUUUUUCAACUUAUAUUUAUAAUUUUCAGUUCAGGGUUAUGCUGUUUUUCAACACUUAUCUUUACAGGCCGAGAGCUUUUUGGGUCAUAAUUGUUUCUACCAUCUUCCUGGUAUCUGUAUAUACUACUUACAACAAGAAAUAUCAGGUUAACGGCAAAUUUCAUUUCAAAAAACCUUUCUUUGCUCAGGAAGCUGAGGCUCGUCGGUUUGCCCAAAUUCAAAUGGCCAGAAAAGGCGAUCCUUGCGCUCCAGAGGGCCUGGCCCAGCGACUGUUCGAUUCCCUCACCUCUUUUGUUCAUUUUCGGAGGAAGACUUCUUGUCAGGAGUACAUUGAAGUAUUAAUGAGCCAAAUUCCCUUUCAAAUGGUUGGUUUUAGGCUCAAACCAUGUCCAUUUUCAAUGAAAUAUCAUUAGUCGAGACGUUUUUUGAAGUACUUUCAAGCGGAUUUUUCUCCAUGUUUUCUGGUAGUGCUACCCACAUCAACAAGUUCUUCAAGUAUAGUGAGAACUCUCGAUUCUUGGAUCAACAGUAUUUUCUAGGAAUUUGUACGAUGGAGCUCCAUUGCUCGCCCAAAUCGUAAUGACCGCUUUCCUGGUAUUAAUUUUUGAUUGAAACAUCUAAUUCUGAUAACUCAGAUCCUCGUUGUUGGCAAAAUCAAAACACCUUUCUUCUCCUACGAACCGGCAGGUGGGUGGUUAGGAAAUUGUUGCUCGAUGAUUGCUUUUUGUUGGAAUUUUGAAGGAGCUUCAGCUUAUUUUGAGAAAACCCCAGGACGAAGAACCGCUUUCAGUGUUGUCCUGACUGACUCACGUCAAGCUUUUGCGUUUUUGAACUUCGAAGAUUUUCUUAAAUCUCGAUCUAUUUUCAAAAAGUUUCAGUCACUUUGAGCUCCGUCGGAGACGCCAUGGGCGCUAUGGUCAAUUGGGUGACGGAAGAUCGUCCGGAACAUUUGAGAAUAGCUGAAGCACAGCCAACGGCUUCUUCGACUCACAAAUCUAUUUCAAAGUUUAUUCUCAAACGAAAUGUCCAUAAAUUUCGUGUAUUAAGACCGUCGAGAAGAGCUAUCGAGAAUAAGAAAGAAACUGAAGUCACGAAAAAAGGGAGAAAGUUUAUUUUUUAUUUUGUUCGAAACUCAUAUUUUACUUCAUAGGAUUGAAAACGAGGAUUAUCUUCGAAAAAAGGCGGAAGGAGAAAGCGCAGAGAGUUGUCUGAGCGAUUGUUCUCAGGUGAACCAUAUCCUAGUUUUUUUAAAACAUAACUUUCAAGGAAGUUAUUCUGGAAAAAAACGUACGAGCAUCAUUAAGUUAGACAGUUAUUAUUAAAAAUGAAAAGGUUCUACUGGAAAUAUAAAUUUUUUUGGAGUUGUAAUAAUUUUUUUCUGGACUUUUCGAAAAGAUUAUGUCAGUAGAAGAAAGUUUAGUUCAUUUCAUAGAAAGUUUAGAUUCAUUUCUAUCAAUAACGGGUUUUUAUGCUUUUCAAGUGUUCUUAGAAACGCAAUUUUAAGUGUUUUUAGAUACCACAUAAUGGAACUUUGAUCUCUGUCCACUUUUUACUGUCUGCAUUUUCUAACUUUUACGAAUUUGAUCGUCUAUUUUUCGGAAAUUGACGCAGUUUUAGGUGACCGACGAUGAAUCCUCUCUAACGCCUUCUGGAAGCAACAUCACCUUCAGAAAGAGUCCGCAUAAUCGCGGCAAACCUUUGAGAAUCAAUGACGAUGAGAGAAACUCUUUGAACACCUCGAGCUCGAAAUCUAAAUAA
Messenger RNA from Caenorhabditis auriculariae, 2978 nucleotides. The record is from the annotation of a GenBank genome assembly. NCBI's taxonomy places the organism in Eukaryota, Metazoa, Nematoda, Chromadorea, Rhabditida, Rhabditidae.